This is a messenger RNA of Python bivittatus (Burmese python), 1158 nucleotides long. RefSeq names its product histone H3. Gene Ontology annotation, cellular component: nucleosome. Gene Ontology annotation, molecular function: DNA binding; protein heterodimerization activity; structural constituent of chromatin. The record is from RefSeq and is a predicted model, not a curated record. NCBI's taxonomy places the organism in Eukaryota, Metazoa, Chordata, Lepidosauria, Squamata, Pythonidae.
UCAGAUCUUUCCAUUACAGAGAAUUCACAAUGGCUGGAAUUUCAUCGUUUUCAUAAAAUCCUGGGCAGACUACAAGACCCUCUGGAUUUAGUAUUUCCAUUAUAUUGUAUACUGUAUGGACGGAAUCGCCAUCUCCUCUUAGCAUCCGAGGAACGCGGACGAUGGGGAGACAGACCGAAGCCUGUAGUCAGUUAAGCCAGAGAACCGCGAUUGGCUACUGCAAGAGGAAAAGAGACCAAUCAGAGUUGUGCUGCCAUUGACCAAUCAUGGUAGAGGCCGGGAUAUUCAAACAAGGUUAAUAGCAUCAUUGCCACUCUCAGCCAAUAGGACGAGGGGACGCUGCCUAUAAAUACCCACCAGUUCGGCCACCGAAUUCAUACAUCCGAACUUUUGGAGAGUGAAGUCGUGUUGUUUGAAGGAUGGCCAGGACCAAGCAGACGGCUCGGAAGUCCACUGGUGGUAAAGCGCCACGGAAGCAACUCGCUACUAAGGCAGCUCGCAAAAGCGCACCCGCCACCGGGGGCGUGAAAAAACCUCACCGUUACCGUCCCGGCACCGUGGCUCUCCGGGAGAUCCGGCGCUAUCAGAAGUCCACAGAGCUGUUGAUUCGCAAACUACCUUUCCAGCGCUUGGUGCGUGAGAUUGCUCAGGAUUUCAAGACCGACCUGCGUUUCCAGAGUUCAGCUGUGAUGGCUCUGCAGGAGGCCAGCGAGGCUUACUUGGUGGGGCUUUUUGAAGAUACUAACCUCUGCGCCAUCCAUGCCAAGCGAGUCACCAUCAUGCCCAAAGACAUCCAGCUGGCUCGCCGUAUUCGCGGCGAGCGAGCUUAAGACUUUCACCUCGGAGACUUCGUUAUCACCCCAAAGGCUCUUUUAAGAGCCACCUACUCUUUCAUUUCAAAAGAGCCUGGUCGUUACUAUCUUACGUUAUUUUUUUCGUGUGUUUUCACUCCUGGGAACUGCCUGGACAAGAAGUCCCUGGCGACGUUCAGUGGUUUCCCAUGGUCUCUUCCUAGGGUUGAGACUACAGACGUGACUAAACUUAGUCUCCUUUCUAAACUAGGUCUCACGCUUGUAAAACAGUAAGCCCAUGGGACUGGCAGCAAGGACUAUUGGGGAGCUUUUAAUGUUAAGUCUGUAUUGUGGAGCUUUGCAUGUC